Molecule: messenger RNA, 3036 nt
Organism: Ceraceosorus guamensis
Lineage: Eukaryota; Fungi; Basidiomycota; Exobasidiomycetes; Ceraceosorales; Ceraceosoraceae
Exons: 4
Coding region: 1-3036 (1011 amino acids)
Biological process (GO): trehalose catabolic process
Cellular component (GO): fungal-type cell wall
Molecular function (GO): alpha,alpha-trehalase activity
Source: RefSeq, a predicted model, not a curated record
AUGAAGGCGAAUCUCCUCUUGCAGAGUCUGGCCAUCUGCGCAUGUGCUGCUUCGCCUUUUCACCAACAAUCGCUGCAUGCAAGUCGAGGUGAAGGUCAGGCCGCACCGGUCGAUUCCUCGCAAGCCGACAACGCAGCUUUCAAUUGGACACAGACCCUCACAUCCUACGAACCGAACAGCUGGCAAUCGCAACCGUACGUGUCCAAUGGCUACAUCGGGGCUCGACUUCCCGCGUCCGGCUUUGGUUUUCAUUCCAUCGAGCCAUCCGCUUCGGACGUGCAGAAUGGCGGACAAGGCUGGCCUCUUUUUGGCCCUCGUGUGACGGCAAACAUGGUCGCCGGCUUUUACGACGUGCAGGCAAGCACCAUCGGAACGAAUUUUCCGCAAACAGGAGGCGAGUCGGUCAUCUCCCUUUUGCCCACAUGGACAGGUCUCUACCUCACUGUCGGCGUCGGCAGCGCGAACGAGUCUACCUUUUCCAUCGCCACCCCAAGAGAAGAAAUUAGCGAAUUUGAGCAAUCUUUGAGCCUUCGAAACGGUACCGUGAUCACCCGUCUCUUGUGGAAGGGAUUGAGGCUCUCUUACACUGCCAUAACCCAUCGAAGCAUACCUGAACUCGGGCUCAUCCGCCUCGACGUCGAGGCCAACGAGGACGCAGAUGCCUCUCUUCUGCAGUCCAUCGUCAUUUCCGACGUUCUAGACGGUCGCGGGGCAGCGCGCGUCGAGGGUGAGGGUGCAGGCACUCUCAACUCUAGCGAUGCCAAGACUACCAUUCACAGCACCGUCUCCCCGGCAGGCGUACCGAACGUCACCGCUUGGGAGUUCAGCACCUUCUCUACGCUCAUCUCGAACGCGUCCCAAAGCGCGGCAAAUGAGCAGACAUUUUCGGCAGUCGAGCUGCCCGAAAGCGUGGCAGCCAUCAUCAACGCGAGUGUGCCAUCCACCUCUCACUCGUCUUUUCGUUUCGAGGCUGCUCACCGUGGGAUCAGCGUGUGGAAGGCAGUCGGCAUUGCCUCGACGGAUGCGUUUUCGGAUCCUAGAGCAAAAGCGCUGAACGCUUCCACCUCGGCCGUCAGGCAAGGGUGGACAUCGCUCGUAGAGUCUCACAGGCAAGCGUGGGAGGACAUUUGGAGCGAGGGAGGCGACAUCGUCGUACACUCGGAUAGCGUCGACGCGCAAGACUGGCAGCGCACCACCCGUGCCAGUCUCUUCCACCUGCUCGCUAACGUCAGGAGCAGCGAGGAAGGCCGUGGCCUUGGCGACAACUCCAUCGCUCCCUCUGGCUUGACUUCCGACAGCUACGCUGGCUCUGUGUUCUGGGAUGCCGAGACCUGGAUGUUCCCUUCACUGCUGAGCUUGUACCCGAAAUACGCCGAAAGCAUUCUCCUGUACCGUCACAAACAGCUGGAGCAGAUAGAGGCCAACGCGAAGCAGUACAACUUGUCCGGACUGCUGUACCCCUGGGUGUCUGCGAGAUAUCAAAACUGCACAGGAGUCGGUCCCUGUUACAAUUACGAGUACCAUCUGAACACCGACAUUGCUCUGGCGCAUUGGCAACAUUACCAGCAGACGGGCAACAGGACUUUCUUGGAGCGCUACACGUGGCCCAUACUUCGUGGGGUCUCUGAGAUGUUUGCCUCGCUGGUGAAUCGCACUGAAGAUGGCGGUUAUCGCGUGCUCAACGCAACAGCUCCGGACGAGUACGCUAAUAGAGUCGACGCCGAGGCUUUCACGGAUGCGGGGGUCGAGGUCACUCUCAACGACGCCAUUGAGGCAGCGGGCAUUUUGGGCUUGCAGGAUCAAGUGCCAGCCAAUUGGUCUUCUAUCGCCAACAACAUGACUGUGCUGACCACCGACACGCCAUCCAACAACACCGUUGUACUGGAAUUCGAGGGCUUCAACGGGAGCAUUGUCAUCAAGCAAGCAGAUGUUACUCUUUUGACAUACCCGCUUGAAGUCUCGAAGAACAGGCAGCCCGAUCCGCUGGCAGACUUGGAAUACUACAGCGGUGCCACGUCUCCGAAUGGACCGGGCAUGACGUGGAGCAUCUACAGCAUCGUUGCCAGCGCCUUGUCCGAGUCUGGCUGCGAAGCCUACUCGCGUCUUCAAGAGUCUUGGAAGCCGUACGAGCGUCCGUUUGGCCAGUUCAGCGAGCAGACCACAGACGACUACAACGUCAAUGGGGGCACGAAUCCCGCAUACACUUUCUUGACUGGUCAUGGAGGCUACUUGCAAGUUUGGACGCACGGUAUGACUGGAUACAGAAGCCGCUCAGACGUCUUCUACUUGGAUCCGAGCUUGCCUCCUCAGCUCGCGCCGGGAGGCUACACGGUCAAGGGUAUGCGUCAUCGCUCCAGCCGAUUGGACGUCACGGUGGCAGGCGACAAUACAACCAUUGCUCACACGACUGGAGACGCCCCGGUCCGCGUCGAAAUUGGUGCACGAAAUGAGCGGGCAGGCAAUUACACUCUCAAUGUCGGAGAAGACUUGACCGUACCCACCACGCGCAUCGACCUUUUUGCGCCAUCCUACGCUGGCAACCUGGCACAGUGCGGCAAUGCGACGUCGCAAGCCGAGGUCAUGCCAGGAGGCUACGCGUUUGCUGCCAAUGACGGGUCGAACGCGACGGCGUGGUCGCCAGUGGCGCGCAAUGGCUCGCAAGGCGAAGCUGCAUCUAAUGUGCUGCUGCUCGACCUUGGUCAAAGUCCACGAGACAUCAAGUCGAUUCACAUCAACUGGGCGAAGUAUCCAGCAUCGCAAGUCUCCGUCUCGACGAGCGCGAACGCGAAUGCUGCUUCGGAUAGCACGCUGCUCAACUCCACCGCUGUCACCAAUCGCUCCGUGACAAUUUCUGCUCCUUACAACGAGACGGGUUUCUCAAUCGUCGAUCUGAGAGUAGGCAAUACCACCGACUUGCAGCUCGUAGACACUGGUGGCCCGCCCAUCAAUGCGAGAUUCGUCGCAAUCUCCAUCAGCAACACCUCUGCCACGCCGGGCGUGCCUCCGACCAUCGCGGAAGCCGUCGUGUUGGCUUGA